AUGAGACUUUACGAGAAAGCACAAUAUCUUUCAGGUUACCUCUUGAUAUUUUCAACAGUUGCAGCAAUCUUGGACAUUCAGUACUUGAUCUUUUCGAUCUGCUGUGUUCUGUAGAUAGUCGGCUACUUUAAGGAAGGAUUAAGAAUUCAUUAGGUACCAAAUAUCAUUGGAUUGUUUGCUUUUGGACCAGUUUGCCUUCUAGAGUCUGAGUAUCAAUCAUACUUUUAGAUAGCCUACAUGCUAUUACUAGGCUUAAGCACAUUCGCUCUUGUGUAUGGAGAGAGUGAUUUUACUGGAAUAAAGAUAGGCGGUAUGUAUAAAGUAGGAUAUAAGAUGAUCAGAACCUAGGAGUUCGACAAUCAAAUCGAACUUUACUAUCCCAUAGACGAGAGUGUUUAUGAUGAGCAUAAGAACAAUCCUGAUCGUAGACUCUAUUUCAUUGACAGAGAGAAUGAAUCUCAUUUCAUUAGAGGACUCGGCAGGUACUACUGGGUAGGUAAGAACCCUAGAAAGCAGAAUAUCCCUCAUUUUGUCUACUAAUACAUAAGAAACGAACAGUUAGAUGUGAUCAAGAAUGCUCCUAUUGCCUAUGACUUUAAGAGUUUGAAAAAGGAGCUUGUACCAAUCAUCUUCUCUCACGGUUUAGGUUAAUGUUCCAAGUUCUACAGUUUACAGUUCCAGGAGUAUGCAAGCCAUGGGUUCCUUGUAAUUGCAAUUAACCAUUUUGAUAAUACAUGUACUUAUACUAUUGAUAAGAUUGGAAAACAUUACUAUUUUGAUUGCUCAAAAAUGAGAGAGCAUUGGGGUCUAAGAAACACUUAACUUAAUUUAAGAGAGCGUGAGAUUAAAGCAGUUAUUGAAGAAGUGUAUAUUAAAGUAGGAAUGAUGGCUAGAAUGGGAUUAGGAUUGGUUAAAUUAGCAACUGAUAAAAUUGUAUCUGCUGGACAUGAAUUCGGUGGCACCACUGCAAUCAGAGGAGCUUUUAUGGAUGGAAGAGUCAAGGCAGUUUUGGCUUUCGAUCCUUGGAUGUACACUCACAAAUCAGAAGCUCACUAUGGUUUCAUGAAGAUUACAAGACCUCUUCUCACAGUUAGCACUGAGCACUUUCCCAAGAUGUGUGAUUUUGAAUAAUGGAAUGGAGUUAAAGGUCUACACAAUCAUGCCCAUAACUAGCAAGAUGAGAACGUUGUCCUCAAGACUGGUUUCCAUACAGAUCUAACUGAUUUCUCUAUACUCGCAAGUUUAGAAUAACAGUUAUUGGAGAGAAGAUUACCAAGAACUGACAGAGGGGACCUCUACUAUCUUUAGAUUCAGCUUGGACUGUAAUUCUUGGCAAAGAUUGGAUUUGCUAAUAGCUAUACUAUGGAGGAUAUUGAGAAGAGGAUUGUUCAUCUCAAGAAUGCUUAUUGCAACUAUGAUAUUGAAUAUAUCCCUAAAUAGGAAGAAACAAAGAAAGAACAAUGA
Stylonychia lemnae is the source of this 1464-nucleotide messenger RNA. Lineage: Eukaryota; Ciliophora; Spirotrichea; Sporadotrichida; Oxytrichidae. The record is from the annotation of a GenBank genome assembly.